Plectropomus leopardus (leopard coralgrouper) is the source of this 2587-nucleotide messenger RNA. Lineage: Eukaryota; Metazoa; Chordata; Actinopteri; Perciformes; Serranidae. The record is from RefSeq and is a predicted model, not a curated record.
GACAUUUUUUUCAGCGGGUGGAAAAAUACACAGUCUUGUUCACCUUUAUCCUACAAAAGAUAAGACAUGGUCCAUGAUGGGCUGCUAAGUUAACAGCACAACAAAGCAAACAGCAGUUGUUUAUCAGGUUGUCUGUAUUUACAUCCUCUGUGUUCGUCCCAUUAUCAGUGUGAACUACAGAACAUGGCUGCUCAGGACUCUUUUAACCCCUUCAGCCCAGAGGAGACCCAGAGGAUUCUGCAUCACCUGCAGCAGCCCGCCGUCUUCAUGAACAUGACCGGUGGCUGGCCUGUUCUCCACUGGACGGUAGAGCACCUGUCAGGUUGCCUCGGUGACAAACUCAUCCGAUUCAGACUUGGGAGGAAAGAGGAGACUAACACACCUCUGUUUGAAACCCAGUGUUCCUACGUGGAGGCCAAACUGGAGCAGUUUCUCAGCUGGACAAAGGACCAGGCCGGGGCAGAUUUAGGGCCUUUUUGUGAAUACCCCAAAUCAGAAUACUGGGCCUAUGCUGACUACAAAUACAUUGCUAUGUUGUUUCAAGAACAGCCGUCCAUGUUUGAGGAUGUAAAGUGGUCCGAGUUUGGUUUUGAGGGACGUAAUGGGAGGGAGAGCACCUUAUGGAUCGGCACAGAGGGGGCCAACACGCCAUGCCACCUGGACUCUUAUGGCUGUAACUUGGUGCUGCAGGUACAAGGACGGAAGCGCUGGCACCUUUUCUCUCCAGAGGACACUGUGAGGCUGUACCCCACCAGGAUCCCCUAUGAGGAGUCCAGCGUCUUCAGCCAGGUGGAUGUUCUCCACCCAGACCUGAGGAGGUUCCCUAAAUUUAAGGGGGCGAGGAUGCACACCGUCACUCUGCAGCCGGGACAGGUGCUUUAUGUCCCCCGACACUGGUGGCACUAUGUGGACUCUGUGGACCCGCUCACUGUCAGCGUCAACUCCUGGAUCGAGCUGGAAGCAGAUGACGUGGCGAGAGUCGGUGAGGCUGUCGUCUGCGCCCUCAAAAGUGACGACGACCCUGACGACUGGCUCAACCCCACUGAGGAAGGCGUAGCGUCUCAUAACGAGAACAUGCAGUGUGUGAACCUGGCAGUGAGAGCCUGUUCUGAGAGACACAGAAAACUGACCCAGGACCCCAGAGACCUCCAUCCGGUCAAGCGGGACUCCAGAGGACAAAUCAAGAAAAACAGCGAUUCUGUCGGGGGUUCUGCGCCCUACAGUGUUCCCUUUGGACCACAUCUCGUCCCUGUACGCUGUCAGCAAGAGCACUUCCUGGAGGACGAAUCUUCCAGCUACUGUGACGUCAGAUCUCAAGAGGACGCCGCUGUCGGCUCGGACGCAGCACCGAGAGCCAAACCUGCAUCUGCUGUCAGGCUGUGCCAGGAAAAACACGAUUUAACUCGGUGUGGAUCAUGUGACGCUGCAGAUGGGACGUCGGAAAACUCCUCAGGCGAUUGUGAGGAACCAGCACACACAACGAUAACCACCAACGACCUGCUGGACUGCCUGGUGCAUCCUGACGUCAUCAGCCGUGUCACUGAGCUUUUACUGGAGAGGCACACAGGAAGCCACAGGACCUGCACGCCAUCUUAGCUUUAAAGGCGCUCUCUGUAACUUUACACAUGUAUUACUCAUUUUUUAUUUCCAGUGGGUGAACAGGUUGUAACAUAACUGUAAACAUAAAAACUGAGACCUGACCCGCCUUUCUCAGCGGCCUCUAACAGCCGGUGGACUGACUUCUACGUAAAGCACUCGAGCUGAAUUUUUUUCCAGAAAAUCGUAAAAAUGUGAUGUCAUACGGGUUCCCGUGCCUUGCUUCUCUCCUAAUUUUGUAUUUCAGUAGUCUACAUUUGUUCAGAGGACUUUUCAAGACAUCAAGAUAUAUGUAUGUAUAUAAGAUAUAUAUUGUGUAUCGUGAUAUAGGCUAAAAAUAUCAUGAAACAUUAGAGAACUUUUUUUUUUUAAUAUGAUCCCAAUUGUUUUUCCAGCAUUAUAUCAAUGUUUUGGCGGUCAAUCAUGUUCAGUCGUGUUUGUUGCUGUUCUGACCGAUAUUUUAUAAAAUCAAUAGAUUUCUAUUUAUAGGUUGCAGAUAAAACUUCAGUCAGUCAGUCAUUUUCUGUAACCGCUUGUCCUCGUAAGGGUCGCAGGUGCAGAUAAAACUUAUUUUAUAUAAUAUUUAUAAAACUAGGCCGUCUCUGCCGUUGAAAGAUGGAAAUACUUUUGAAAUUGGUGCUACAUGACCAGAGAAAACCUACAACUACCAGAAUGCAACGCGCCUGAUCAGACCAUUAACCGCUCUCACUGGUGGGUGACGUGAUGUGGGCUGGGCUGCGUGAAACUGUGGCGACCGGCGUUCUUGUGUUAUAGUUAAACGGGAAGCUAAAAACAUAUUUCUGUAAAACAUUUGAGGCAGGAAAUAUGAAACACAGUAACAGAUCUUGGUUUAAAUUUGAUCAGUUCUGCUUAGUUUUACCUAAAACUCGCCCAGUUUUCACUGCGCAGGAAGCAGUGUGGCGCCCACUUCCUGUUCAAGUCUCACGAAACAGGGCAUUAUAAAAACAUUUCUAAACACAUUUUAGGUGAA